GUCAUGCAAAUGAAGGGCGGGCUCGCGGGGGUUGCUGGGAAAACAGCUUGGGUUGUUCCCACGCGCGGGCGGUCAUCUGUGCCUAAGGACGGGAUUCUAGCAGUGGACGAGCCGGCUUGCGAAUCUCUUCACCCUGAACCUUACUGGUGAGAUCUUAUGAUGCAGUUGGAGUCUCUCUUGCACAGUGGCUACUUCCACCCCGUGCUUCGCUCGUGGCAGACGUCGGCCACUUCUUUUGAUGCCACCAAUCUCAUCUACCCCAUCUUUGUUACGGACAGCCCGGAUGCCGUGGAGCCCAUUCCCAGUCUGCCUGGCCAAGCCCGGUAUGGAGUCAACAAGCUGGAGGAGAUGCUCCGCCCCCUGGUGGCUGACGGUCUGAAGUGCGUCCUGAUAUUUGGAGUCCCCACAAAAGUGGCCAAGGAUGAACAAGGCUCUGCGGCCGAUGCCAAGGACACACCAGCAAUCCAGGCUGUCAAGAAGAUCCGGUCUGAAUUCCCAGAGCUGCUGAUAGCCUGUGAUGUCUGCCUGUGCCCGUACACAUCUCACGGACAUUGUGGCAUCCUUCGGGAAGAUGGCACCCUCCAGAAUGAGGCCAGCUGCCGGAGGCUGGCAGAGGUGGCACUGGCCUACGCCAAGGCAGGAUGCCAUAUUGUGGCCCCCUCGGAUAUGAUGGACGGACGCAUCCGUGCAAUAAAGGAGGCCCUGAUUUCCAAUGACAUGGGCAACAAGGUUUCGGUCCUGAGCUAUAGUGCCAAGUUUGCUUCCUGCUUCUAUGGCCCUUUCAGAGAUGCAGCCUUGUCUAAACCUGCCUUUGGAGACAGACGGUGUUACCAGCUUCCUCCAGGUGCCCGAGGAUUGGCUGUACGAGCAGUGGAUCGGGAUGUGAAAGAAGGAGCAGAUAUGCUUAUGGUAAAACCAGGAAUGCCCUAUCUAGACCUUGUGCGGGAAGUCAAAGAUAAGCAUCCCACCCACCCGCUGGCUGUUUACCAUGUCUCCGGGGAGUUUGCCAUGCUGUGGCACGGAGCACAAGCUGGGGCCUUUAACCUGAAAACUGCAGUUCUGGAGGCCAUGGCGGGGUUCAGGCGAGCAGGGGCUGAUAUCAUCAUUACAUACUACGUGCCUCAGCUCCUGCAGUGGCUUAAAGAAGACCGGGCAUGAAGCAUGCAUCUCCCUGCUCCCUGGAAUGGGAGAACAAAAAGGAACUUGGAAAGGGCUGGCAUCAAGUGACCUGCACCACAUGGAUUUUUAGAAAAUCGAGCAAGACAUCAAGAUGCAGACAGCAUGCCCUCCUGACCGCAGUGCCCCUUAGAAGCCAAAGGAAUAAUUCCUCCCAAAGUGCUUUUGCAAUCAAUUCCUGAGGCCCUUGAAUCCAGCGCUGGUGCUGCAACCCCUUUUAUUUUUCAGAGUCAGAGCUAUUUCUUCAAAAGAUGUUAGGUUUAAAAAUGCCACAAUCAAGGAAUAGUUAUUUAUCCUGCAAAAGCCAUUGCUUCAUCAGUAAUACAUUAACUGACAUGUUUAUAUAGCAGGAGCGCCUACUGGUAAGGGGUAUCAUUCAGCUGUGAAGGUCUUGUGGGAAUAAGGCUAGCCCUUUCUCUGUGAUCCCCUAAUUUAAAAUCUAGCUGGGAUGCUGCUGCUUUUUUAUUCCACAAAUUACCAAGUUGUCUAGAAAAGAGGCAAAACCCCCCAAAAAACAUUCCACUAUCCAUCCAUGCCAAAAUUGCAAAAGAGUGGCUGCAGGUUUGCUUGGCGUAUAAACUUAUCCUGUAUGUGACAGAUGUAGUUAUUUUGAGAAUAUGGGCCACAUUUUAGAUGGCUUCUACUGUUACCACUACUUUUCCCUGGUAGGGCUCCUACGUUUUAACCAGCAGUAUGACAGAUACAAAAAUCUCAUCAGAAUGAGCCUUUUUAUACAGAGCAGCUGGUCAAGAAAUGGACUAUGACUUGAUCAAUUAAUUACUAAGUUGUUGAAGUAGACUGCAGAGUGGGGUCAUUUGUAGUCCUGGUGAAACCAGUGGGGCCAGGCAGUAAGCAGUUUGUAGCUAAGUGUAUUACAACUCUGAGUGCACAAGUGUCCUUUCAUGUAUUUUGACCACUAAUGCCCUUGCCUGCCCACCCCCAUGUAUUUUGACCACUAGUGCACUGGCCUCCCCACCCCCAAAUGCUGUGAUUUCUUGAGCAAUUAGACUGCACCUUCUACAGAGCCAUACUCCAGCGUUUCUUUGUAUUAUUUUAAAUUAAACUUCGGAGGAAAAAUUAAAAAUACUAUUUUCUUGA
Sphaerodactylus townsendi is the source of this 2274-nucleotide messenger RNA. RefSeq names its product aminolevulinate dehydratase (gene ALAD). Gene Ontology annotation, biological process: heme biosynthetic process. Gene Ontology annotation, molecular function: porphobilinogen synthase activity; zinc ion binding. Gene Ontology annotation, cellular component: cytosol. Bases 157 to 1158 code for a protein of 333 amino acids. Lineage: Eukaryota; Metazoa; Chordata; Lepidosauria; Squamata; Sphaerodactylidae. The transcript has 12 exons. The record is from RefSeq and is a predicted model, not a curated record.